AUGAAUAUUAAAUACUUGAUUAUAUUAAUCGUUUUGCUAUUUAAUGGUGGUAAGCAAUUUAAAGUAACCAUAGUCCUUGCCAGCAAAAUCAAAGAAUGUUAAGCCAAAUGUGAUUCAUAAAUAAAUAUCUGUAUUUAUACAUGUGCAUAAUCUUAACUGAGAUAAUCAUUAGAAAGUUAAGCUAAAUGCAAGAAGAUGUGUGAUGGAGUAAACAAGGAGUGCAAGACUUCUAAAUGUUACUUGGAAAGUUGA
Messenger RNA from Paramecium octaurelia, 252 nucleotides. The record is from the annotation of a GenBank genome assembly. Lineage: Eukaryota; Ciliophora; Oligohymenophorea; Peniculida; Parameciidae.